AUGUAUCACUUUGCGCAGCAUUUAUUAACUGCGUAUUCAUUCAUCAUUCUUUCAUCUUCCGUAUUUAUUGUCAACUUCGUUUAAUUAAUGUAUGUUUUUAUUUUUUCCUUUGAUAAUUCAUCGAAUAUUAUUAUAAUUUAUAACUAAAUUAUCUUUGUUCCUUCAAUCGACUUUUUGAUCAUUACAUCUAUGGGUAGCACAUAUGAACUCUUAAAAUGACAGUUAACCUUGUUUUUAAUGUAUAUGAUUUUUAACGUAUAUGAUAUGUUAACAUUGUUUUUCUUUUCAUUUAUUUUGUUUCUUUUAUGCAUGUAUUUGAAAGUUUUGAUUUUCUUUUGUACAGAAUGCUUGUAAUUGCGGGGAAAACUUCGAAGUAUUUAAAGAGUACCACGACGAUCAAAAAUAAAUCCAAGAACUUUUUACGAAGGUAUUAUUACAUUUGACUUAUUCUAAUGAAGGCAGACAUAUUUACGUUUUUUUUUUUUUUUUUUAUUCGACAGUUGAUAAUGUUUAUUUAAUAUUUAAUCGUAACAAUCACGAACAAAUUUGA
Molecule: messenger RNA, 550 nt
Organism: Heterotrigona itama
Lineage: Eukaryota; Metazoa; Arthropoda; Insecta; Hymenoptera; Apidae
Source: the annotation of a GenBank genome assembly